AGCUCAUACGCCCCGCCACCUCUCUCUUGCGGAAGAACAUACGAUCGAGAUAUUCGUCCUUUACCUUCUCGAUACACACAGGUGGAUCACUCACCGGGACAGGAUGUGGAGCUUAGGCGCAUGGAGACCUUCCACGACAGUCGGCAACAGCCACCCAUCUCCUCAUCGGCUUUCAAUGCACCGACACUAAGGUACGCUUGGGAACGGGAUGAGCCUGAAUCCCAGAUACGCUAUCCACAGCCCCUCUACAUUGGUCAAAAUUUCAUGCGGUCGUCAUCGUCAAGCUCUAUCUCUAACUUGCGCGAUUCUUCUCGCAUGCCCUCGCCGGCAUUAUCUGACCUUCACGAGAGAAUAGUACUUGAAACCCACCUGGAGGCACUCGACUUGUGCUCGUCUGCUUCGAGUCAACGGGGCAUAACGGCCCCAGAGCAGGGACAACAAUCCUUACCACCACCACCACCACCAUCUCCUUCUCCCCCACCACCCCCGCAAGCGUCAAUAAGCAAACAGAUCCGGUCACUCAAAAGAAACGUUGUCAUCUUCGGCGACAGCGGUUCAGGUAGAAGUUCAGUCAUCAAUGCAAUCGCGCAAACACAACCAGCGAAGACAUCCAGCAGUGCAACUGGAUGCACGUUUGCCUAUGAGCGUCAUACAGUCGAAAUCUCCGGCCAGACGUUUGUCCUAUUUGACACUGCGGGUCUCAACGAGGGCACUGCAGCCAAGGUACCAGCAGCCAAGGUGGAGAAAAACCUGAAGAACUUGCUGAAUGAGCUCAUGAGCCCUAAAUCGGAUGGCAUCGGCCUUCUGGUAUACUGUGUGCGCAGCACGAGUGCCCGUCGCGCUCUUCUUCGGAACUACCACAUUUUUUACUCUGGUAUUUGCCGAAAGAAAGUCCCAAUCGUCGUCGCCGUCACAGGAUUGGAGAACGAGUUGGACAUGGAGAGCUGGUGGGAUGCCAAUGGGAAGGAAUUCACGAUUCGUGGCAUGCAUUUCGAAGACCAUGCAUGCGUUACAACGCUUCGCAAACACUCAGGCAUCCCAGAUGUCUUCACCCGUCGCAUCGAAGAGUCUUCUGAAACUCUGCGUAAUCUUCUCGUUAAGAAUUGCUCAGAUUGGGCGGUCGACGACAGCUGGUUCAAGCAGUGUCUGACUGCUGUACAAAACUUAAUCAGUGAUAGUGGGAAUAGUGAAAGGUCUUUACCGUCUACUCUCAUCAUCUAUGACCCAUCUCGAGUCGAGGAAGUCCAGCUCGCACCCUGUAUCCGUGGUACCUUAAAGCCUUACUUUGCGCGCAUCGGCGGGGACACAUACCAGGUCCACCGUGUUUCUGCACCGGACCUUUCAUCUUCACACACCGAGAAGAGGCCUGAAGGGGAUCUUCUCAUGUACUACGUUCGCGCUGACGAGCCUUCUGCAGCUCGUCAGAAGUUUCACGUCUUUUAUACAGCAUAUCGCGGAAACAUGGUGCCGGUCGUCGUCGUGGUCAAAGGACUGGACGAUUGCCAAGCUGCCAAUCAGUGGGUCGAGAAAUACAUCAUGUAUGAUGGCGCUGGACAUCUAUUCUCGGCAUUUGCACCAGCCGAAGAACCCGGAGAUGAUUCUUUGAAGCAACAGGCGGAACAAGAAUUGCAGGUUCUCAUUCGACAGGCCUGUCUCGUUCGUAGCGAGAGGAAAGUUAAAGGGAAAUUGAAAAGACUCGCGCGUAGAGUAAAAGGAUAAGUACAAUCGCGCGGAUCUGUAACACAUAGAUACUCUCAGAUCGUGCACGCGAGGGCAAACGUCUGUAUAUUUAUAUAGGAUUCUUGUAAAUGGAAUCUCGCCGUGAAAGACGCAUUUGCAAAGAUGAC
Suillus plorans is the source of this 1847-nucleotide messenger RNA. RefSeq lists its product as uncharacterized. The record is from RefSeq and is a predicted model, not a curated record. The transcript has 4 exons. Gene Ontology annotation, molecular function: GTP binding. Lineage: Eukaryota; Fungi; Basidiomycota; Agaricomycetes; Boletales; Suillaceae. The coding region runs from base 121 to 1719 and encodes 532 amino acids.